This is a messenger RNA of Annulohypoxylon truncatum, 1930 nucleotides long. RefSeq lists its product as uncharacterized. The record is from RefSeq and is a predicted model, not a curated record. The transcript is spliced from 2 exons. Bases 1 to 1470 code for a protein of 489 amino acids. NCBI's taxonomy places the organism in Eukaryota, Fungi, Ascomycota, Sordariomycetes, Xylariales, Hypoxylaceae.
AUGCUUAAAACAUAUUUCGUUAGGUACCUUCCUAACGUGGACGGCCUGCUGGUUACGGCGGACAACCCAGCCCGCGCCGACUUGUUAGGGAACCGGAUGGACCACGCACGAUGCGCAGCUCUCCACAACCACCUCGUGCGCUACGCCUGGCUCGCCGAAGGCCAUGCACCAGCUAGUCUGCAAGGUAACAACACCAACACCUUUUUCACCACCCACGGUGCCACCGCCGAGGCUCUCCGCCCGCGGCUCCACCCCUCGCUAGCAGCCUUCCUCGACGCCGUCAUGCUCCCUCCCGCCGAUGGACCCGAGCCCGCGCCCUUCUUCUUCUGGGCCAGCGAGCUCUCCGACCCGGACUGCCUUUUCGCCGACCAGACCGCCGACUUGUUCGACCAGCCGGCAGACAGCGUAGUGUGCUUGUACCUGCCCAACGUCGGCCAGGGCGGAGAAUCCGGCGGCGGCGUAUUCUACCACCAGGGCUACCACCGCGCCGCCGUCUUCAUGCACAUGGACGACCAUGACUAUGCCCUGCCCGUCGAGGAGCAUCCAUCGCUUUGGCAUCCCCUCGAGACCGUCCUCUCUAACUGGAUCGACCUCAUCCGUCUCGGCAAGGUCGUGGCCUCACCUAGGGACGCGCCUGCCCUAUUCGGCAGCGAAAAGAUCGGGCCCUGGGAGUGGCGGCCCUAUGGCGAGGCUCAGGUCGCUGCUUGUGUCUGCGCGUGGGAUCGGCUGUGCGACUCUAUCGAGGCGCGCGUCAUUCCGUUGCUACCAACUAGUGCUACCACCACCGGAGUCGAGCCUAGACCACUGCUCGCACCCUCCGUCUUAGACGCCGCGUCGGUACCCUCCCCUUCCUUCGCACGCGCCUUCCUAUCCCGCGCCCGGCGCCCCCGAUUCCACCACAUCGCUCCAGGCCUCCUUCUACCCCCCGCAGACGCGCGCGAAUUCGCAGCGUCGCAACCCUUCACCAGGCUUCCGCGAGGCCCGCAGGCCAUACCACCGGUCCGCCUCUUCCCCACCGCAAGAAGCGAUCUCGAGGCCGACUUAGCGGGCCGCUCAAGUCCGUCCUGCAGCGACUUCCGCGCGACGUCCCGGGUCCCUGCCGGCGUCUACAGCGAGUCUGUCGAGAGGGACGCGUACGACAACGCCGAGGAGGGCUUCCGGCUGCUGUUGCCGUACGGCCUGGAUGGCGACGUCGGAGACGACGACGCGGGUGCGGGCGCGCGGAAGAGCGAUGGGUCGUUUGUCGAGACGGGAGCGGUGGCUGAGCUGUUUCAGCAUGGAUAUAAGCCUUUCGGCGGCGACUAUUACCGCCCUCAGCGUCUGGAGCGCUUGCUGGAUCAUUGGCGCGGACUGGUCGAAGAAGGCGUUUGGUCUGUUAGCCCACAGGGGGUAGAGGGCACCAUUGAUACUUUCAGGCAGGCUGAUACGGCGGCGCACUGGAGAGAUUAUGUCAUUUCGCCGACUUGGUAAUGAAGGGUGGUGUUCUUUGACUGGAAAUCUCGCACCCACCAUCCCUAGCCCCGAUGCCACACUUCCCCCGGUAUACCGCCGACUUAGGGAUGAUUAUGGCCUCCGUCAGACCGGUGCAUGGAACCAUUGAAGUAUGAAAUUUCUGAUUAUGUCUACCGCGUUACCAGGAACAAGACUUACGUUGGCACCCAGUUCAGCGUAUGUGACUCCGCGUCCAGCUUCAGCGGGAACUCGAGCGAUUGUUGCUCUGGAUCUACUAAUUGUUACAGCGGCGCCUCUACGUUUUGAUGAUAUUGCGUUGUGGGAAAUUAUUUGUGUACCCUUUUGCAGUGAUACCAAUACGUCCUUUCUGACCAUCCACCAGAAACUCGUAGUAUUGGUUAAGACAUUCGAUGUUCAUAUCGGCGAUAUUUAAGCCUCUGAUGCUAUGAACAUCCAAAGAGUUGGUAAUAAUACCUAU